Condylura cristata (star-nosed mole) is the source of this 2161-nucleotide messenger RNA. It is a transcript of the gene SHISA2, whose product is annotated as shisa family member 2. Gene Ontology annotation, biological process: negative regulation of Wnt signaling pathway; negative regulation of fibroblast growth factor receptor signaling pathway. The coding region runs from base 47 to 934 and encodes 295 amino acids. Lineage: Eukaryota; Metazoa; Chordata; Mammalia; Eulipotyphla; Talpidae. Gene Ontology annotation, cellular component: endoplasmic reticulum. The record is from RefSeq and is a predicted model, not a curated record. The transcript is spliced from 2 exons.
GCUCUGCGCCCUCUGGAGUCUUGCCGCCCGCGCCCAGGGUGGUGCCAUGUGGGGCGGACGGCGCUCGUCCGCUGCUUCCUCUCGGAACGCCGCUUCACUCUUGCAGCUGCUGCUGGCUUCGCUGCUGGCGGCGGGGGCGCGAGCCAGCGGCGAGUACUGCCACGGCUGGCUGGACGCGCAGGGCGUCUGGCGCAUCGGCUUCCAGUGCCCCGAGCGCUUCGACGGCGGGGACGCCACCAUCUGCUGCGGCAGCUGUGCGUUGCGCUACUGCUGCUCCAGCGCAGAGGCGCGCCUGGACCAGGGCGGCUGCGACAACGACCGCCAGCAGGGCGCGGGCGAACUUGGCCGGGCGGACAAAGACGGCCCAGACGGCUCGGCAGUCCCCAUCUACGUGCCCUUUCUCAUCGUUGGGUCCGUGUUUGUCGCCUUCAUCAUCUUGGGGUCACUUGUGGCAGCAUGUUGCUGUAGAUGUCUCCGACCUAAGCAGGAGCCCCAGCAGAGCCGGGCCCCAGGAGGAAACCGCUUGAUGGAGACCAUCCCCAUGAUCCCCAGCGCCAGCACUUCCCGAGGGUCGUCUUCCCGUCAGUCCAGCACGGCAGCCAGCUCCAGCUCCAGCGCCAACUCAGGGGCCCGAGCACCCCCAACCAGGUCACAGACCAACUGCUGUUUGCCCGAGGGGACGAUGAACAAUGUAUAUGUCAACAUGCCUACAAAUUUCUCUGUGCUGAACUGUCAGCAGGCCACUCAAAUUGUGCCCCAUCAAGGACAAUAUCUACAUCCUCCCUAUGUGGGGUACACGGUGCAGCACGACUCGGUGCCCAUGACUCCUGUGCCCCCUUUCAUGGACAGCCUGCAAACGGGCUACAGGCAGAUCCAAGCCCCCUUCCCUCACACUAACAGUGAACAGAAGAUGUACCCGGCGGUGACCGUGUAACAUAAGGUGCUGGCGGGUGUGUGGGGGUCGAUAGGGGACGCAUGGAAAGAGGGAAGUCGUGGACUUGGAAAGGACACUCCAAGUGCACAUCUGAGCAUGUUGAUGGUGUUUACAGCACGAUUCUUUUGGGUGACUUCAUUUGCCCUCCAACUGUAUGAAAUGUCUCUCCAAAUUAGCAUUUCUGGAUCUGUUUCAUUCUACUGCAUGGUUGAUUUAUGAUGGGAAAAGAGCAUCACUUGUAUUGCUGAUGGUUGUGUGACAAAUGCUUGAGCCCUUAAGUGCCCUUGAGGUAUGACUGUCAAAGGAAUUUUAAACUGAUAGAUUAAGGAUUUUUAUUGUUAUUAUUUCUUUUUGGAUUUUUAUGGUACAAGAUCAGAGUUCCUGUUCCUUCUCUUUACCUGGGGCAGUUUUUUUUUUCCCCCUUUUUCUUUCUUUCUUUCUUUUUUUUCUUUAUAAGCAUCCAAAGUUUAGGGGGAAACAAAUGGAACACAAUUAUUAUAAAUGGAAAUCUGACUUUAACUCUGAGAGUAGUCAUUGAUCUCAGUAUUUCACAGGUACAUUUUAAUUUCAUUGUAAAAAGAUAUAUUUUUUUGUCUAUUUUUGUGUGCUUUUUUGAUCUAUUUUGUGCUUUUUUACUCUGUGUAGAGAUCUUAUUACAAAGUGAUUUUCUACAUUAAAAAGAAACUGAAAGAAAUUGUAUCACUAACUAGUGACAUUUCAGAACUCUGGGAUUAUUUUAAUCUUGAAGUAGUGGGUGGUGUAUUAAUAAAACCAUUCAUCCCCUUGACUGUAGCUUCUAAUUUGCUGACUUUUCAGUGACAUCUGAGAAGUAAUUCGUGUUUUUUUAUGUUGAAAUCAUAAACUCUCACCUGUUACUUCUCCAAGUAAUUUUUAAUUUACCAUGUGGUAUGGCUUGGCAUUUUGUUCUGUCUGGUUUUUGAUCCCCAUAUCUAUAUAAAACUAAGUGCAAGUAAUUAUUACUGUAAAUGAAGAUCAGCAUUUCUGCCUAGAUGUGAGAAAUUUUUUGUUUUCCCUGUAAAAAUUUAAAGAAAUGAUUUAUAGUGAGACUUAGUACAGCUCUUCAGCCAUAAUCUGAGAUUUGAGGUGAAAUUAAAGCCACUAAUAUGCUUUACUUUGCAAAUCACAAGGCUUUUUAUCAUCUCAUUAUCAAAAUGACUCAUUUUUUAGACUUUAUGAACUAUUAAGUCAAAAGAUAACUUUUCUGAG